Dromiciops gliroides (monito del monte) is the source of this 875-nucleotide messenger RNA. Its product is annotated as GTP-binding nuclear protein Ran-like. Gene Ontology annotation, biological process: protein import into nucleus; ribosomal subunit export from nucleus. The transcript has a single exon. NCBI's taxonomy places the organism in Eukaryota, Metazoa, Chordata, Mammalia, Microbiotheria, Microbiotheriidae. Bases 28 to 678 code for a protein of 216 amino acids. Gene Ontology annotation, molecular function: GTP binding; GTPase activity. Gene Ontology annotation, cellular component: nucleus; cytoplasm. The record is from RefSeq and is a predicted model, not a curated record.
CGAGACGCUUCUGGAAGAACCAUCGCGAUGGCUGCCCAAGGAGAACCCCAAGUCCAGUUCAAACUUGUAUUAGUUGGUGAUGGAGGUACUGGAAAAACCACCUUUGUAAAACGUCACUUGAUGGGUGAAUUUGAGAAGAAGUAUGUAGCCACCUUGGGUGUUGAGGUGCAUCCUCUCGUGUUCCAUACUAACAGAGGGCCUAUUAAAUUCAACGUAUGGGAUACAGCUGGCCAAGAGAAAUUUGGUGGUCUGAGAGAUGGUUAUUACAUCCAAGCUCAGUGUGCCAUUAUAAUGUUUGAUGUUACAUCAAGAAUUACUUACAAGAAUGUACCUAACUGGCAUAGAGAUCUGGUACGAGUAUGUGAAAAUAUCCCGAUAGUGUUAUGUGGCAACAAAGUGGAUAUUAAGGACAGAAAAGUCAAGGCGAAAUCAAUGGUCUUCCAUAGGAAGAAGAAUCUCCAGUACUAUGACAUUUCAGCCAAAAGUAACUACAACUUUGAGAAGCCCUUCCUUUGGCUUGCUAGAAAACUUAUUGGAGACCUUAAUUUGGAUUUUGUUGCCAUGCCUGCUCUUGCUCCUCCAGAAGUUGUCAUGGACCCAGCACUGGCAGCACGGUAUGAGCAGGAUUUACAGAUCGCUCAGACAACUGUGCUCCCUGAUGAAGAUGAUGACCGCUAAGGGAUUGAAGCUAGAGCCCAGCGUCAGAGGUCUAGUUUUAUAGGCAACUGUCCUGUGAUGUCAGUGGUGUAGCGUGUUUGCCACUUUAUUAUAUAGCUGAGCAGAACAUGUGCUUAAUCUUUGGGAUGCUGAAGGAGAUGAAUGGGCUUCGGAGUGAAUGUGGCAGUUUAAAAAAUAUGAUUCAUAUUUUGGACCUG